AAAUGCCUACCACGAUCGAUAACCUUCUGAAGGCAAUCUCAGCAAACAUGUGACUUUCAUGACAAAUAUUGUAAACAUACAGCAACAGUUUAAGCGCGGACGAGGUAGGCAGGGCGUCCUCCUUUUUACAGGACGUCCCUGAACGCGACAGGCUGUGCGACCAAGUGAAGCGUUAAAACAAGGACGACGACAACAAACGAGCACGGAUAUCGAUCGAGGACACAACCAGGAAAGCCGGAAUCGAUGGUGUCCAACGGAAGACCUGCUCGGGUUCUAUUCCGGCCGCUCGGUGACGAAGACACGUCGUGUAUUUUUGUCCAAAGCGGCGUCCUUUUCCGAACGACGACCGCUAGCCGUCCUCGUGCAGGCUAGUGACGUCAUGUUAGCUCCAGCUAGCCGUCCAUCCCAGGAAGCAUCCGUGUAUCGAUUUGGAAAGUGACCCGCGGUUGGGACAAAGGGGGAGAGGCUUUUUUCCCAACCCGGAAGAGGGCGCCUCUGUUCGAGCAGCCAUUGUCGUUUCCUGCCGGACAACCGGAAACAUGAGCUGGGUCUGUGACGUCACGACCACUUGAAGCCCACUCAGCGCCUCCGAGUGGCGGGUGGGGUGAAAGAGGAGCUCCUCGCCAUGGAGGUUCGCUUCGGCAGCAUCGUCUUCAGCUCCAAGUUUGACUCGGGGAACCUGGCCCGUGUGGAGAGGGUGAACAGGACCACGCCCAGCCCCUCUCCUGAUGCCACCACCGCAGCCGCCGCCGGGGGGGCCGCAUCGGCGCCAGGCAUACCCGACUACGAGUUCAACGUUUGGACGCAGCCGGACUGUGCGGGCACGGAACACGAGAACGGCAAUAGGUCCUGGUUUCACUUCAGCGUGCAGGGCGUGGCAGCCGGCAAGCUGCUGAAGAUCAGCGUGAUGAACAUGAACAACCAGAGGAAGCUCUACAGCCAAGGCAUGGCACCUCUGGUGCGCACGGUUCCCGGCAAGAACAGGUGGGAGAGGGUCCGCGACCGGCCGACCACUGAGAUCGUACGCAACCAGUUCGUGCUGUCCUUCACCCACCGGCUGGCGGAUGUGCGAGGCGCCACCACCUUCUUCUCCUUCUGCUUCCCCUUCUCCUACACCGAGUGCCAGGAGAUGCUGCAGCGCUUGGACAACAGCUACCAGCACGGUGCUGAGCUCGGCACCGGGAGCCCCCCCGGCAGCGUGUACUAUCACAGGGAGCUGCUGUGCCGCUCCCUGGACGGCAACAGGGUGGACCUGCUCACUGUGACCAACUGCAGCGGGAUGCAGGACGAGCGGGAACCUCGUCUGCCGCAGCUCUUCCCGGACGCCGACACCCAGCGCCCACAUCGCUUCGCUGACAAAAAAGUGUUCUUCCUCAGCAGCCGCGUGCACCCGGGCGAGACCCCCUCCUCCUUCGUCUUCAACGGCUUCCUCAGCUUCAUCCUGAGGAGAGACGACCCCCGAGCCCACGCGCUAAGGAACAUGUUCGUCUUCAAGCUCAUCCCCAUGCUCAACCCCGAUGGCGUCGUCAGGGGACACUACAGGACGGACUCCCGGGGCGUGAACCUGAACAGACAGUACCUGAAUCCCAGCCCCGAGCUGCACCCGUCCAUCUACGCCGCCAAAGCGCUGCUGCUGUAUCAUCACGUACACAACAGAAUGCAGGCCUGGGGGCCCUGGGCCCCACCCAUCCACACGGAGGCUAUCGGCCAGCGCCGGACCACCCUCCCCCUCACCGCUCUGGAAGUCAGCCUGAACCAGCGCAACACGGAGAAGGACGCCGGCCCGGCCCGGCCCGAGGUCCCGAUGGCCACGGAAGAAAAUGGUUGGGGGGGUGUGGACGAGGUGGCCAAGGAGGACCCCGGCAGCUUGUCCAGCUCCUCGGAGACGGUCGCCAUGCUGCCACAGCUUCGGGAGGACGAGGAGCAGGGAUCCAUUCCGCCAAAGGAGGGGGGCGUGGCCUACUACGUGGACUUGCACGGCCACGCCUCCAAGCGGGGGUGCUUCAUGUACGGAAACAACCUUCCUGACGAGAGCCAGCAGGUGGAGAACAUGCUCUACCCCAGGCUGAUCGCCAUCAACUCGCCACACUUUGACUUUGUGGGGUGCAACUUUUCCGAGAAAAACAUGUACGCGAGGGACAAGCGUGACGGCCAGUCGAAAGAAGGCAGCGGGCGGGUGGCCGUCCACAAAGCCAUCGGGCUUCUUCACAGCUACACGCUGGAAUGCAACUACAACACCGGGAAGGCGCUCAACACCAUCCCCGCCGCUUGCCAUGACAACGGCAGGGCCACGCCCCCUCCCUUGCCCGCCUUCCCACCCAAAUACACGCCAGAAAUAUUUGAACAGGUGGGGCGCGCCGUGGCCAUCUCAGCGCUGGACAUGGCCGAGUGCAACCCGUGGCCGCGCCUGGUCCUGUCGGAGCACAGCUGCCUGGGGAACCUGCGGGCGUGGGUCCUCAAGCACGUCCGCAGCACCGCCGCCCAGACCGCCAACCACCACGGCAAGGCCUCGCCGCCCAAGAUCCUCCACAACGGUCUAAGCGCUUCGGCCGCCGAGGGCUCCUUCAGUCGCAUGCGCUGCAACAGCCAGAGCAGCGGCAGCCUGACACCCUCCCCGAAGAUGCACAGCUCGCCCAGCUUCACUUUCGGGUGCCCCCCACCCACAGCCAACACGCAGAACCACGGCGUGCGCGGCGGCAAGUCCCUCGGGUCCGUGCGGGACACGAAACCUCCGGAGAAGUGGCACCCGCCUCAGCACCGCACCGUCCUGCGUUCCCCCGGCAACAGCCACGCACCCGCCCACACACCUCCUCCGCCCUCCUCACCCCCCUCCUCUUCCUCCUCCUCCUCAUCGGUGUCUGCGGCAGGCUCCUGUCUCCCGUCCUCCAUCGGUACGGCAGGCCUCGGCUGUGCAGACUUUCAGGCGGCUCGGUCCAAAGCGCCUUUCGCCGCACGCCCCGGCCGAGGAGGGCGAGGGUGCAGAAAUCCUAACCCCCACCCGGGCCAUCGCCCCACAGCGACUCCACAAGACUGCGGACCCCAGCACAUCCUGGCCUCCCUCAGGUUCACCAAGUGUGAGCUGCCGCCGCACGCAGGCCGCUCCUCCGGCAGGAAGGCGGGGUCGUCCGAAAGCACCGCCGCACGUCACAACAAGACCCGCCCUAAUUUAGUCCUUCAAGCUGACGAGCGAGCCAAACCGCAGACCUGCAAAGCCCCCAAGAGGACCACCGCCCGAGCCCAUGUCGUCAAAUAGCAACCCCCUCACCUGCACAUCAUUGGCUACCGUACCUGGCAACCCCCCCCUCAAUGAUGAGUCACCAGUCUUUAGUAGAAGAUGAUCUACUACAACCAAAACCUUCUGCCUUUAAGUACGGCACCAAAUGGUGGAAGAUGUGUGGUCACACCUCCACACAUCCUUACAUUAUCAUCGUAGCCAUCUCCACUAGUUCACACAUUAGCAGUCAACACGCUCAGCAAAUAUCCAUGCGUUCCCACAAAAGCCGCAUUUAUCUAUCAGCACAUAUCAGCGGAAAGAGAAAUACGGCAUCGUCUACCUGCAGCGUUCAAGGAUGCCGCCCACAACAAAUAUGAUCAACUGUGGCCAAUAAUGAUUCCAAUUUCCAAUCACAUUUGAUGUAGUUAAUCACAAGCAUUUUGCUACAUUUGUGCAUAUGUAUUUUAAUCAUUGCACCUGAAAGCUUCCUGCGGCCCCACCCGCGGACCGCUACUGGGCCAGGACCCGGUGGUUGGGGAUCCCCUGCUCUAGGCAGCCAAAAGGGUGGGUAUUUGACCUCCAACCCUGCAAAACAAAGCAUAAGAACCUGAGCCCCUGUAGGACACCUCUCUGGUUUCCCAGCAUCGACUCAAUAAGACAAAUAUUCACCUUGGCUAUUUUUAGGAAUCUUUGGUUGACUUGGCCAAAGUCAUCCGUGUUUCCAUUGGUUUGGUCAAAUUGGUCUGUCGUGGGGACUGACCAGGGAGUGGGGCGGUUUGCCCGAUGACACCCUGGUGAUCCCGUGACUGGUGACGGCAUCAUCGUACCAGGGUGUGGAGCUUCCUGUGUGGAUGGUAGAUGUUGGCCACCUAUGUUCUUCAUGCUCCAUCUGCGUGUCCUCGUUAAAGUGUAGCUUCACCACAGCACAUACGGGGGGCACGCAUCCAGGCACCACGGUCACCUGGCAAACAUCCCAUCCUCAUAUCCUCGCCAUGCCCACUAAGAACGUUAAUCGUGACGUGUGAAGGUUGUGAAGUACUCAUGUACCCAAUGCCGUGUGUACCCAUAAAUGUUCCAAUAAAUACUCUGUACAGCAAA
Doryrhamphus excisus (bluestripe pipefish) is the source of this 4312-nucleotide messenger RNA. It is a transcript of the gene agbl5, whose product is annotated as AGBL carboxypeptidase 5. Gene Ontology annotation, biological process: protein deglutamylation; proteolysis. Gene Ontology annotation, molecular function: zinc ion binding; metallocarboxypeptidase activity. NCBI's taxonomy places the organism in Eukaryota, Metazoa, Chordata, Actinopteri, Syngnathiformes, Syngnathidae. The record is from RefSeq and is a predicted model, not a curated record.